Molecule: messenger RNA, 2628 nt
Organism: Nematostella vectensis (starlet sea anemone)
Lineage: Eukaryota; Metazoa; Cnidaria; Anthozoa; Actiniaria; Edwardsiidae
Product: hepatic leukemia factor
Exons: 2
Coding region: 108-815 (235 amino acids)
Biological process (GO): regulation of transcription by RNA polymerase II
Cellular component (GO): nucleus
Molecular function (GO): RNA polymerase II cis-regulatory region sequence-specific DNA binding; DNA-binding transcription factor activity, RNA polymerase II-specific
Source: RefSeq, a predicted model, not a curated record
AGAGCGGGAAACAAAGAUACGAUGUUAGUAGACCGCGCAGAAAGAAAUUUUCGGAUAGAAUCGAGAAAUUGUGACAGAAACGAGUCGUACUGUAAAAAAACUCUACAAUGUGUGAGACACCACCAAGUCCUUCGCCAUCCUCAACGGGUUCAUCUUUAACUGAUACUGAAUCCAAUGAGUCAAAUGACAGUGGUAUCGACUCCGUCUCUUCUACGGGCUCAAGUAACAAGUUUCCAUCCGAUUACAUGGACAUUGAUGAGUUUCUAUCAGUGUCAGGUGUACGGGAAAACCAAUGUGAUGAUGGACUACAAAACAAUAUGGUAAACAAAAAGUCUAUAAAUUCAAACAGCUCUGUCUCCCAUACACCCCCUGUUAUUGUUGACUCAGGUCAAAGUGAACCACCUGACAGAAAAAUGAAAUUGCAGAUAGAAACAAACAUGGCUAGGAGACAAAAAUCAAGGUCAAGGGAUUCAGCUAAUGACUUCAAGGGACAACAAUCAGACUUAAAUGGACAACAGAGCUGUAAAAAGCCUAAAGAUGAGUAUGAAUAUAAUCCAUUACCCAUCGGUAAAAAGGCGCGCAGGAAGUUUGUUCCUGAUCAGGAAAAGGAUGAUCGAUACUGGGCUCGCAGAGUUAAAAACAAUGUUGCAGCCCGUAGAUCACGUGACAUGAGGCGUCAAAAGGAGAUUGAAAUCUCAAUGAAAUGGAAGCAACUCGAGAAAGAGAAUGCACGAUUGAGAGAGGAAUUACAACAACUAAAAGACAGAGCCAGUGAGCUUGAGAAAAAGUUGUCAGAAAAGCAAGCAGGGCACUAGUGCGAGAACAGAGUUGUUUAGGAGGAAGUGCUGCAAAGAUCUCCAAAGAUAGAUGUAAAAAAGAAUCGCCUAUCAAAAGGCAAAAAUCAUCACAUGGGAAUUUGCCAAGGAACAACUAUGGGCAAAAGUGAGCCGUAAAUCAUGGAAAACAUUAACAACAUUAUAUGCAGAAGUAUAAACCGAAAAGAGAGGUAUUUCAUUUCACAGGCCAGACAACAUAUUUCAUGUCAGAUCUAGAAUUUAAAAAAGGGAGGUGAAAAAAAAAACAUUAUUUGAACAGAAGGGCAGGACAAUCAACUCCCUAUGUAUAUCUUAUGCUAUUGGCCAUUACUAUUUGACCAGAGUGGUGAAAAGAGUCAAUCUACAUAGAACUCUCCAUCAUUCCAUCAAAAUGUCAUUUAAGAUAUUUAGUACCUGCCAACUUAAUUUCCUAGUUAGACUUGCCUUCCUAGGUAGACUUGGCCCCAUUGCUGUUUCUCACCUUACCUGUCUAGGCCUUGCUCAUUUCAUUAAAACUUAAGAUCACCCCCAAAAAAUUCCUUACUCUCUUCUCUCUUUUUUCUUGCUGAGAGCUGAAUUAGCAGGGAAUGGAGAAAAAAAAGACGACUAAAAUUUCACCAGUUGGCAGAUAUAAUAAUGAAAAACUUGAAUCAUAUACUUAAGGUGUGUUAGUAGUAAACUAUGAUGACUUUUUAAAGUUGGAAAGCUUAUUAAAAUAAGCUUUCCAAUUCCAGUUCUCAGGGAAAGAUGUCAUAACUAUUAAUUCUUUUAUGUAUGGUCCACUGAACAGAUUUCCCAACAACAUUUUGAUGUCAGUGAACUGGAUGUAGUAUCAUUGGACUUAUUGAAGCAUCUAGAAAUUUGAGAAAAUGGUUGAUUUUUUUUCCAAUUCAUGAGCUUUUUGUGGUAGACUCUCCUUGUAUAAACUAGGGAUAAACACGAAUGCACGAAUGGUGUCCAAUAUUUUAAUAAACCUCAUACAUAGACUCUACAUAGAGAAAAAGCAAGCCAAAUACACUCUUUUUUUGUUAUAAGAACCUUUUUUGUAAAAACGUCCAGGCUGAGAGUUCACCAAAUUUUAAGAACAUGCUAAGAACAUGCCGAGGCUGAGAUAGCAGAAUUUUUUUUCUAUUUUAGUCCUGAUGCGUUUUAAAAUGCAGAAUCGAAUUGUGUUUCUAGCAACAACCUUUUUAUUGCUAUUGAUCAUUAGUGUAAUUCUCUUUCUAAAAAUUCAUUGAGUAUUAUAUUCUUAUAUACACUAAAAUUUAAGAACAUCGUUAAGAACAUAAUCAGCCUUUAAAUGUCCAAAAAAUAGAAACGGCUCAGCCUUAACUGAAAAUUAGACGUUUUUAUAAAAAAAACAGUGUAGUGUCCAAUAUUACAUAAACCUGUAAACAUUAACCUUUAACGGUACAAUGCCCAUUCUUUACCUAGAGCAAACUAAGGGAAGAAACAAAUGAUUGUUUCCUUUUUCAUCUAGAAUUAAUAGGAUGCUGUUUAAUCUAGGAGGUUAUGAGUGAGAAUAAAAACUACCAUUUAACAAUCCCUAUUUGCUUUGAAAAACUUAUUUGAAAUGCGACUAGAUGAAAAAUAUUGCACUUGAAUUGAUUGGUUGUCGUUAUUGCAUAAGCCUCCUGUAGUGAGAAGCGUCAGUCUUUGUAACAUAUAAUAUGCUGAUUAUGAAACAGCCAAAGCAUACGUCUUAAUUGUUAUACAUAAAUUGCAAAAAAACACAUAAAAGAAAAUACAGACAGGUUAUACAAGUCUAGUAUACGUUGUAGAACGUAGAACAAUAAAAUGCUAUUACCUAAAA